Molecule: messenger RNA, 846 nt
Organism: Lecanosticta acicola
Lineage: Eukaryota; Fungi; Ascomycota; Dothideomycetes; Mycosphaerellales; Mycosphaerellaceae
Source: the annotation of a GenBank genome assembly
AUGAAGGCCUUCCGAUCAGUCUCUACUGCCAUUCUUCAACCCUCGAUCAGGAGCCCGACUUUCACAUGCAGAGCCGCUUACCUCGCCAAUGCUUCGAUACGCUCGACGAAUCAUGAGAGACAACGACGGACGUUCGUCUCGAAUCCUUUUACGCAAAAUCAGACCUUGACCGCGCACCGAACUCUCCGCUACCCAGCCAGCGUAAUCUAUGAGAUAGUAUCGGAUGUGGCCUCAUACAAGACGUUUCUACCGUACUGCCAGGAUUCCAUCGUCACCAAGUAUUCCGAGCCAGCUCCAGAUGGAAAGAAAUAUCCAGAAGAAGCCAAGCUAGUCGUGGGCUUCAAUGACAGCAUCAGCGAGGAGUUCACGAGCAGAGUCUAUUGCGUACCGGAGAGGAUAGUAGAAGCUGUGAGCGGAAAUCAAGUGAGCACGCUGGAGGGCAGUGAGGAGAUCGGACACCACAGUGCGAGGCCCCCGGUGGAUCAAGAUCCGAGCAGGAAAGAUACGGUCAUGGCGAGCUUGCUCACGAGGUGGACGCUGAGGCCGUACCCUUACAAGCCUCCUCCAGUGGCUGCCACGCAUCCCGACGGAGUCCACAAGAACCACGAGGAGACGAAUCCUAUCCCAGGGCAAGAGAAGACCGAGGUCAACUUGACGAUCGAGUUCCAAUUCUCGAACCCCUUGUAUGCCGCCGUUUCAUCGGCCGCGGCCGCGAAGGUCGCUGAAAUGAUGAUCGAAGCGUUCGAGAACCGAGUCAAGGCGGUACUGGAAGGUCCAGGUUCUGUGGCAGGAGUCAAGAAGAGCAUUGGAGGCAGUGAAGGCCUCUUCAAGGGCAAGAUGAAGUGA